GUGUUGUCUGUCCUGCCUCCAGAUACGCACGCUCAGCUGGAUCUGGCCUAUCGACUGUUUUCCUUCGCCCACUCACAGAGAGUUCGGCAACUGGAAGCUGAAGGAAGGCAGUUGAGGGACGCCCUGGUUCAGAAGCAGAACGAUGCCGUCGUUUUGGAACGCAGACUGAAGGCAGCAGAAAUAAGUGUGAGGGAAUUGACAGAUAGGAGCAAGAGGGAUCAGGAAGAGACACAAAAGCUUCAAGCGGAAAAAUGCGCCCUCAUCGAUACCGUGAAGAAAUUGAACAGAGAUGUGUCCAAACUGGAGGGUUUGAAGCGUCACAUUCUGCAAUCUCUGCAUGAGGAGGACCAGGCAGUCAGGCUGGGGGCUUCAACAUCUUCUGAGGUGGACCUUGCAGGGGAGCGCCUGGUUUCAAAUGUGCUCAGUUUAGCGUCCACUCCUGGAGCACAGUCGAGCUCUGGACAUCUGAUGACCCCGUCGCUGUCAAAUGGGAACAUGGAUGCUGCUUCAGGAAUUCUUGGGGCUGGGCUGUCUGUGAGCCGGUUAUCAACACCUUCAUUAUGCUCUGAUCCCCCUGGCGGGAUGUAUUCUCCGAGUGCAUUUUCUCCAAGUGCGCCAAACAGAAUCGAUGGAAAGGAGUUUUUCAGACAAGCACGAGGUCGUCUUCCUUACGAACAAUUCAGCCAAUUUCUUAAGAACAUCAAAGAAUUGAACCAUGGGAGACAAACACGAGAGGAGACCUUAAGAAGGGCAAGGGACAUCUUUGGCAUUGCCAACAUUGACCUAUACAAUUCUUUUGAAGGGCUGCUGAGUCGCCAUCUGCCAUCUCUGUGA
Messenger RNA from Ostreobium quekettii, 834 nucleotides. NCBI's taxonomy places the organism in Eukaryota, Viridiplantae, Chlorophyta, Ulvophyceae, Bryopsidales, Ostreobiaceae. The record is from the annotation of a GenBank genome assembly.